CCAACCUCGCUCGAACCGUUACAGAAACAUAGAUGCCGACGACGGAGAGUCGUCUGAGGAUGACCAAGUGGACGGCGACGGCGGCCAGCAUCUGGAUCCAGUGCUUCGGCGGCGCUUCCUACACCUUCAGCAUCUACUCCUCCGCGCUCAAGUCCAGCCAAGGCUACGACCAAUCAACGCUCGACACGGUGUCCGUCUUCAAGGACAUAGGCGCCAACGCGGGCAUCUUCUCCGGACUCCUAUACUCCGCCGUGGCGCUCAACCGUUUCGGAGGGCCCUGGGUUGUGCACGUCGCGGGGGCAAUCCAAUGCUUCGCGGGGUACUUCUUUCUCUACGCCGCCGUGGCCGGGUUGGUGGAGCCUCCGCCGGUGGCGGUUGUUUGCUUGUUCAUGUUCUUAGCGGCUCAUUCUCAGACCUUCUUCAAUACGACGAGUGUCGUCACCGGCGUACAGAACUUUUCCGACUAUGGUGGGACCAUUGUUGGUAUAAUGAAGGGGUUUAUGGGUCUCAGUGGAGCAAUACUGGUGCAAUUCUAUGACACACUAUGCAAAGGCAACCCUGGCUACUUCCUCUUAUUGCUGGCUUUGUUGCCGACACUAGUCUCCAUUUUGUCCAUGCCCUUCGUGAGAAUCUAUGAAGCUUGUAGAGCUGAAACUGAUAAGAAGUACUUGAAUGGUUUCUCUGCUUUUGCUCUGCUCAUUGCUGCUUAUCUGAUGGUCACAAUCAUAUUGAGAAACAUUUUCACUUUCUCAUUAUGGGCAAGUGUCUUGACAUUCACAUUACUUCUUCUGAUUCUAGUCGCCUCACCCACUGGUAUUGCAGUCAAAGCUCAGUUCAUGGAGUCGAAGAGACGGCGAGAACCGAGUACUUCUACUGCGAGUAAUGCUUUACUUGAUGAAGAGGUCUCUAUAGAAUAUGAUCGUGAAGAUAUGAAUCUUGUGAGUGCUAUGAGCUCUGUUAAUUUCUGGUUGUUGUUUAUUGCAAUGCUUUGUGGAAUGGGUACUGGCUUGGCUACCAUAAACAACAUGAGCCAAUUAGGCCAGUCACUUGGUUACACAACAGUGGAGAUCAACACAUUUGUUUCUCUAUGGAGUAUAUGGAACUUUCUAGGCAGAUUUGGAGCUGGCUAUGUCUCAGAUUAUUUGCUACAUACAAGAGGGUGCGCAAGGCCAUUGUUAAUAGCUCUCACUCAAGUAACAAUGGCUGUUGGGCACCUUAUAAUUUCAUCUGGUUUUUCUGGAAAUCUAUACGUGGGUUCAAUCAUUGUAGGCAUCUGUUAUGGUUCACAGUGGUCACUAAUGCCCACCAUCAGUUCUGAGAUCUUUGGUGUCACACAUUUUGGUACCAUUUUCAACACAAUUGCCAUAGCCAGCCCUGUUGGGUCUUACAUUUUCUCAGUGAGGGUGAUAGGAUUCAUAUAUGACAAACAAGCUUCUGAAGAAGAUGGGACCUCCUGCAAUGGCACUCACUGCUUCAUGAUAUCUUUUCUGAUCAUGGCCUCUGUUGCCUUCUUGGGGUCUCUCGUUGCUCUUGUACUGUUCUUCAGAACCAAGAGGUUCUACGACUCCAUUGUGAUAAAAAGAUUGCGGCAUUUUCCAAACUAGAUACACUGAUCGAGAUAAAAAAAAAUUGUGCAUUUGUAAGCAAUGGUUUUUCAUCUUGUGAAUUCGUAACAGAUUAAAUUUAUUUUCGGAAAGAGAUAAUUUUCUGUCAAGUAUAUUCCAUGGAACCGAUUAAAUUUCAAUCUUUAUCAAUGACGUCCCCAAAUUUCGGAUCUUUAUGGCUGGAAUAGC
Messenger RNA from Argentina anserina (silverweed cinquefoil), 1793 nucleotides. RefSeq names its product protein NUCLEAR FUSION DEFECTIVE 4-like. Gene Ontology annotation, molecular function: transmembrane transporter activity. The transcript is spliced from 2 exons. Lineage: Eukaryota; Viridiplantae; Streptophyta; Magnoliopsida; Rosales; Rosaceae. Gene Ontology annotation, biological process: transmembrane transport. Gene Ontology annotation, cellular component: membrane. The record is from RefSeq and is a predicted model, not a curated record. The coding region runs from base 33 to 1604 and encodes 523 amino acids.